CGAGAGAUGCAAUGGAGAAUUUUCAGUCUCUUUGUAUGGCAAAUCCACCGAGUACCUAGAUCGCUGUUGAGGCUGAGGUGGAGGUCGGGCCCAUGGGCGGACCCCGCCGCUCCCGAAGGGAGCCUAUAUAAGUAGACUCGCUUGGCGUAUAGCGCGAUUCUACACACAAUCACUUCUGCCUCAUCAACAACCAGACAUGUAUCCUCCGGUGGUGUUUCUCGUGGUUUCCCUCGGCCUUGCGGUCGGCCAGCACAAUCAACCGUAUCCCGUGACCACGCCAGUGCCUAUCUUAAAACAGAUAAACAAACACAACGAGGAUGGCAGCUACAGUUACGGUUACGAGGCAGCGGACGGCUCGUACAAAAUCGAAUCCAAAUACCCGAGCGGCGAGGUUUACGGUAAGUACGGCUUCGUGGACGAUACCGGAAGCGUGCGCGAGGUCGAAUAUGGCGCGUCCAGGCGCGGCUUCGAGCCGGUCGGUCCUGGAAUAAAUGUACCCCCGCCAACCUUGACCGGCAACAGCAUCGCCGGGGCCAGCAACUCGGGGCACGAGCCCGAGGAUGACGGACAAUACCGCGAGGACCCGUCGAUCUACUACACCGAUCCGCGUUUCACCAAUGGAGAACGCUACGAUCCGUCACCCAAACCAUAUCGACAGCACCAGCCGAUCGGGUACAAUCCGCCGCAGCAAAUUGCACCGGCUUACAAUCGGCCGAGGUAUAACGCACUCGUCAAUUACGCUCAACCAGCACCGGUGGACCCGCAGUUCCAAUCGGAAUAUCAGCCGCAAUAUCGAACGCAGUACCGGCCGCAGUAUCAAGGUCGGCAGCUGCCACCAGCGUAUCCUUCGCCCGCAAUUCCGGCCGGUUCUCAAGGACACGCCGCGACCAACAUCGACGUCCACGCCGGGCUGACAUCCUAUACGGUUAAUUACAGACGAUAAAAAAAUAGAGAG
Ooceraea biroi (clonal raider ant) is the source of this 955-nucleotide messenger RNA. RefSeq names its product cuticular protein 27 (gene CPR27). Gene Ontology annotation, cellular component: chitin-based extracellular matrix. Gene Ontology annotation, molecular function: structural constituent of chitin-based larval cuticle. The record is from RefSeq and is a predicted model, not a curated record. Lineage: Eukaryota; Metazoa; Arthropoda; Insecta; Hymenoptera; Formicidae.